This is a messenger RNA of Bombina bombina (fire-bellied toad), 1464 nucleotides long. It is a transcript of the gene TPH2, whose product is annotated as tryptophan hydroxylase 2. The coding region runs from base 1 to 1464 and encodes 487 amino acids. Gene Ontology annotation, cellular component: neuron projection. Lineage: Eukaryota; Metazoa; Chordata; Amphibia; Anura; Bombinatoridae. Gene Ontology annotation, biological process: serotonin biosynthetic process; aromatic amino acid metabolic process. The record is from RefSeq and is a predicted model, not a curated record. The transcript is spliced from 12 exons. Gene Ontology annotation, molecular function: iron ion binding; tryptophan 5-monooxygenase activity.
AUGCAACCUGCUAUGAUGAUGUUCUCAUCCAAAUAUUGGGCCAGGAGGGGGCUGUCUUUGGACUCAGCAAUGCCCCAUGAUCUAAUUAUAUGCGGAAAUAGUACACUAGACAAAUUGAAUGCUGUGAAAAUGGAUGAGAUCAAAUGUACCAAAACUGAACCAGCUGCUGAAAUAGAAAAAACAGCAGUUGUCCUUACUUUGAAAAAUGAACUUGGAGAAUUAUCACAGAUUUUUAAGAUUUUCAAGGAAAAACUUGUGACUAUAACUCACAUUGAAUCCAGGAAAUCUAAAAGGUCCAGCUCGGAGGUAGACGUUUAUGUGGAAUUUGAAUGCACAAAGAAAAAAUACCAGGAGCUCACUCAUCUUCUAAAACUUCAAAGUAACAUAAUAUGUCUGAAUCCAGCCGAGAGAAUAUGGAGGGAUGAUGAAGCCCAUGAUGGAGUUCUCUGGUUUCCUAAGAAGAUUUCUGAACUUGAUAAAUGUUCCCAUAGGGUCCUGAUGUAUGGUUCGGAACUUGAUGCUGACCAUCCUGGAUUUAAGGACAAUGUAUAUAGACAAAGAAGAAAGUAUUUUGUGGAUGUCGCCAUGAGUUACAAAUAUGGGCAGCAAAUACCAAGAGUGGAGUAUACGGCUGAAGAAAUAAGAACAUGGGGGGCAGUAUACAGAGAGCUUACUAAACUGUACCCAACCCAUGCAUGCAAAGAAUAUUUAAAGAACUUUCCUUUGUUAACCAAGCAUUGCGGCUACAGAGAGGACAAUGUGCCACAGCUUGAGGAUGUUGCUCUUUUUCUGAAAGAAAGAUCUGGCUUCAUGGUGAGACCUGUUGCAGGUUAUCUAUCUCCGCGAGACUUUUUAGCAGGCUUGGCUUAUCGAGUAUUUCACUGCACUCAAUACAUUAGACACGGAUCAGAUCCCUUCUAUACACCUGAACCGGAUACGUGCCAUGAACUUCUGGGACAUGUUCCUUUGCUUGCAGAUCCAAAGUUUGCCCAGUUUUCACAGGAGAUUGGCCUAGCUUCCUUGGGAGCAUCCGAUGAAGAUGUUCAGAAAUUAGCAACUUGUUACUUUUUUACAAUUGAAUUUGGACUCUGCAAACAAGAUGGACAGCUCCGAGCCUAUGGAGCGGGACUUCUUUCAUCAAUUGGUGAACUGAAGCAUGCAUUGUCUGACAAAGCUAUUGUGAAAACAUUUGAUCCAAACACUACAUGCUUGCAAGAAUGUAUUAUCACUUGCUUUCAGGAUGCCUACUUUGUAUCUGAAAGCUUUGAUGAAGCCAAAGAAAAGAUGAGGGAGUUUGCCAAGUCAAUCAACCGGCCAUUCUCAGUCUACUUCAAUCCUUACACUCAGAGCAUUGAAGUCCUUAAAAACACUAAGAGCAUUGAAAAUGUUAUAUACAAUUUAAGAAGUGACUUGAACACAGUGUGUGAUGCAUUAACCAAAAUAAACAAAUAUUUGGGAGUAUAA